CCUUACUUUACUUUUACGCUGGCUGGACUUGCUUUACGAACAAUUUAAUCAUUUGUAAGACUAUGGCACUUGUGAAAGCCAGAGGUUUAUUCAGGGUAAGCCAGUUGGUGACGGAUACGAUAACUUUAAAUGCAAGAUCCAUCACACUUGGUAGUUUAAGACAUACUGCAGCUGAACAGACAAACCCCAACACAGAUGCACAACCACCCCCACAAAUAGAUUCUAAAUUUAAGGAGGAGGUAGACAAAUUAAACAAGGAAGUGACAAGCUUAAACGAAAAAAAUACCGAGUUAUUGGAUAAGUACAAAAGAUCCCUUGCCGAUGGUGAAAAUCUACGAAAUAGGCUUACUAAACAAAUAUCGGACGCAAAGAUUUUUGGUAUUCAAGGGUUUUGUAAGGAUUUACUAGACGUGGCCGAUGUUCUGAGUAAAGCAACGGAAAGCGUUCCUAAAGAAGAAAUAACGGAUCAAAAUCCUCAUCUCAAAAGUUUGUACGAAGGGUUAAUGAUGACCGAAGCUCAGUUACAAAAUGUUUUUAAAAGACAUGGAUUGGAGCCUGUUGAUCCUCUAAAUGAGAAAUUUGAUCCAAAUUUUCAUGAAGCUUUAUUUCAACAAGAAGUGGAAGGGAAAUCACCUGGCUCUGUAGUUGUCGUUUCUAAAAUAGGUUACAAAUUGCAUGACAGAGUUAUACGGCCAGCGUUAGUGGGGGUUUCAAAAUGAAGCACUGGUAUAAGUGAAGGAAGAGAAAUGCAUGUUGUAUGUUUUUGGUAGUUAUUAAAUUGUUAUUCAUAUAAAAUAACUUCAAUAAAACAUUUUUUUUAUGUU
Molecule: messenger RNA, 824 nt
Organism: Photinus pyralis (common eastern firefly)
Lineage: Eukaryota; Metazoa; Arthropoda; Insecta; Coleoptera; Lampyridae
Gene: Roe1
Product: grpE protein homolog, mitochondrial
Exons: 4
Coding region: 63-719 (218 amino acids)
Biological process (GO): protein import into mitochondrial matrix; protein folding
Cellular component (GO): PAM complex, Tim23 associated import motor
Molecular function (GO): protein homodimerization activity; adenyl-nucleotide exchange factor activity; protein-folding chaperone binding
Source: RefSeq, a predicted model, not a curated record